AUGCACCAGAAGGAGGACGCGCUCGUGUUCGCGGGCCUCGAGGGCUGCGCCAGCUCCCGCGAGUUCUGGUGGCACCUCGCCGCCGACAACGAACGCCUCUGGGACCGCUUCCCCGCCGUGACCAGCUGGGACUGGACCCCGGGCGGCGACUGCGAGAUGCGCCCCCUCGACGGCGCUGCCAUCGUCGCGGACAUGGUCGAGAACGGCGGCUGGCUGCUCAUUGGAGACUCCGUGACGGAAAACCACUUCUUCUCGCUCUCCUGCGUGCUCUACCCGCACGUCCGCGCGACGCCCAACUACACCGAGAACCCGUACUUCGACCGCGCCUGGCCGCAGCACCUCUACCUCUCCCCAGACUCGCCGCUCCUCCCGCACCUCCGCCUGCCCCCAGGCUUCUCCGCCGCGGACACGCCGCUCGUGACGUUCCGCCGCGUGGACCUGCUGCUCGACCGCGCGGAGCUCGAGGGGCUGCACGCCGCGCGCGCGGACGGGCACGCGGACGCCCCACCGCUGUUCAGCGCGGAGCAGUUCUGGAGCUUGAGCCCGGAGUACUACGUGAGGGACCUGUUCCUGGAGGGCCACUACGGGACGCUCGUCGCGAGCACGGGCGGGCACUGGACGACGACGCUGCUGAGCGCGUUCCGCGACGAGGGCGCGCGCGGGGAGGGCAUCGAUGGCGUGCUCGGCUUCUUUGACGCGGCGAUGCGGCGGUGGGCGGAGGACGUGCAGGGGAUCUUGGACGACUAUGAGCGCCGGGGGCGGCGCUGGGGGUUGGGGCGGAGGAGGGAAAGGAAGCAGGUCGUGGUGAGGGCGUAUUUGCCCGGCCAUGAGGACUGCCAUAAUGAGCGCGCGCCGUGGAGGGAGUGGCGGCCGUUUGUGUGGAACUGGUAUAACUGGGGGAGCAUCUGGGAGUUCAACAGGAUCUUCGAGGGUAUCCUGGAUACGGGCGAGUUUCCAGACGUGCACUACCUCGCGAUCGACCAGCCGGCCCUGCUGAGGCCCGACGCGCACUCCGCGGGCGACUGCCUGCACAUCAUGACCGGCGCGGGCGUCCUCGAGGGCUGGACACACUACAUCUGGCACUUCGUCACGCACGAGGUCCCCGCGAAGGCGCGGUGA
This is a messenger RNA of Rhodofomes roseus, 1119 nucleotides long. RefSeq lists its product as uncharacterized. Bases 1 to 1119 code for a protein of 372 amino acids. The transcript is spliced from 4 exons. Gene Ontology annotation, cellular component: Golgi apparatus. NCBI's taxonomy places the organism in Eukaryota, Fungi, Basidiomycota, Agaricomycetes, Polyporales, Fomitopsidaceae. Gene Ontology annotation, molecular function: O-acetyltransferase activity. The record is from RefSeq and is a predicted model, not a curated record.